CGGGACAUGGUUAAAUAACUCACCUUUUAGAUCAACCUUUGGCCUGUCAAAGUCCUUCAUAUACACAUACACAGUGCUAGAUAACACCUGAGCAGAAGAAAGCAGCCACCUCCUUUAGGCUGGGACACCGAGGAGACUGCAGCUGAAAAUAAUGGCUGGGCCCAAACCACGUAUUAUUAAUCUGACCAAGCGAGAGGGACAGGGCUAUGGCUUCUACCUCCGAGUGGAGCAAGGCGAGGAGGGUCACCUGAUCCGAGCCCUUGAGAUGGGCGGCGCGGCUGAACUAGCCGGUCUGAAGGAUGGAGACCGCAUUAUCAGAGUCAAUGGAACUUUUGUGGACAAUUUGGAGCACAGUCAGGUUGCAGAUUUGGUGAGAAAGAGUGGGAUGAGCGUCACAUUGCACGUUCUUGGAGAAGAGCCAUAUAAGACGGCCAAAGCCAAGGGUGUGAAUCUCGCCGACCCUCAGUCCCAGUCAGGCCAGAGCCAGCCCACCAUGAACGGAGUGUCUGCACCAGCCGCUAAAGCCAAACUUUGUUAUCUGCAAAAAUCCAGCAGUGGAUUUGGUUUCUCCUUAAAGUCCACCAAAGGUACUAAUGGCGUAUUCAUGAUUGACGUUGUGUCUGGAGGAGUAGCUGAUCAGGCGGGUGUCAAGCUAGGUGAUCGUUUGGUGGAGAUAAACAGCGAAAAUGUUGAGAGUCUCAAACAUGAACAGAUUGUGCAAAAGGUGAAAGCAGUCGGUGACAGAGUGAUGUUUCUGCUGGUGGAUGACGAUGCUGACAAAUACUUCAAGAGCAAAAGCAUUCGACCAGGGGUGGCUCAUGCCACGGUCAGGCACCUCGCACAUAAGCCACGCAUUGCAGACAUGACCAAGAGAGCAGAUGGUUAUGGCUUCAUCCUGAAGGAAGAUCCUAAACGUAAAGGUCAUUUCAUUGGAGAAAUAGACAAAGGAAGCCCUGCGGAGAGAGCAGGACUGAAGGAAAUGGACCGACUAGUGGCUGUGAAUGGAGAGGAAAUCGAUAACUGCACACAUGAGCAGGUGGUGGACAAAAUAAGUAAAGAAGGAAACAAGUGCUGCCUCCUGGUGCUGGAUGCUGAAACCGAGAAAAUGUACAAAUUGGGUGGUGCUUCUCCACUUCUGUACUGGGAGGAAAUGAGAGGAUCCCCUCCCAGCUAUCCUGAGCACGAACCUGCUCCAGCAGUGCCCGUGCCUGUCCCAGCUGUACCUGCUCCAGCAGAAGUGGACCACAAACCCAAACUGUGCCGGCUGGAAAAGACCUCUGCUGGAUAUGGUUUCCAUCUCAAUGGCAUCCAGGGAGUUAACGGACAGUACAUCAAGGAGGUGGUGAAAGGUGGAGCAGCAGACAAAGCUGGACUGGAGGACGAUGACAUUGUUGUGGAGGUGAACGGUGUGAACGUGGAAACCAGCACACAUGAGGAGGCCGUUAACCUCAUCCGCAAGAGCGGGGACACGCUGGUCCUCUUAGUGGCUGAGAGGACAGCCUAUGACCACCUGAAAGCACGAGGGAUCGCCAUCACCCCUCAGCUGCUGAAUGCUAAUGCUCCCUCCACUAAUGUCCCAGCACCAGCUUAUGAACAAGAGGAUGAGAGGAAAGACACAGAAAGUGACAGUGAAAGACCAGCCACUCCACCAGCUCAAACCCGUUCAAGGGCUUCUUCUUCAUCAUCCUCAUCAUCAUCAUCAUCUUCCUCACCAUCAAAUAGUGAGGACGAAAGACUCUGAGCACACCACACUUUCCUGUACCAACAGAUACCUUCAAUAGUAACACUUUAUUUUAGUGUCCUUGUUACACCUUACAUGUACUUUCCAUAUAGUAAUAACAGUAAAUUAAGCACAAUUACAUGCAACUAACCCUAAACCAAGCCCUAACCCUAAAGUAAGUACAUCUUGAUAAUUAAUAUUAUUCAGUAUAAUUACACUGUAACAAGGACACCUUAAAAUAAAGUUUAACCCUUUCAAUACUGUGAUUUAGUGACAGGUCGAUGCACUUACCUGAUCAACUACUGCACAAUCUAUUAAGAGAGGAAAUGCCCGUUUGAAAAAGAGACUGUAAUUGUCAAGUAUUUUCAAUGUGAAUUUACAUAGCUACACUUAGUAAGGAUAUCAAAUGUAACUAUUUCUGUACUGCUUUCUUUGGGAUCUACAACAACGACAAUCUAUUUAAACUUGCAUUAUUAUACUUUUGAUGCAUGAAAUAUUAAAUUACAAGCAGUUACAGACUUUCAGAUAAUGCAUAGGCCUACUUCUUGAUGUGUAAUUUAUUCUAUGUCAUUUUUCUGAUGAAUGCCUUUUGAAUAAAACCUGCUCUUUUUUGAUGAGACGUCAAAUCGAAUUCUGUGUAAACCAUUCUUAUCAUUUUAAAGCAAAUUCUUGUUGGCAUCGCUGCUCUUCGUGUACCAAUAACACAGUGUUAUUUGACCAUGUUUUAUGUAAAUUACACAGUGAGUUUCAGAGAGAGGUCUACACAAUAAUUAAAGUUGGCAUGUAACUGAA
Megalobrama amblycephala (Wuchang bream) is the source of this 2512-nucleotide messenger RNA. RefSeq names its product PDZ domain containing 1 (gene pdzk1). Gene Ontology annotation, molecular function: protein-membrane adaptor activity; signaling receptor binding. Gene Ontology annotation, cellular component: apical plasma membrane. Bases 152 to 1741 code for a protein of 529 amino acids. Gene Ontology annotation, biological process: protein localization to plasma membrane. Lineage: Eukaryota; Metazoa; Chordata; Actinopteri; Cypriniformes; Xenocyprididae. The record is from RefSeq and is a predicted model, not a curated record. The transcript has 9 exons.